Lottia gigantea (owl limpet) is the source of this 426-nucleotide messenger RNA. RefSeq lists its product as hypothetical. The coding region runs from base 1 to 426 and encodes 141 amino acids. The transcript has a single exon. NCBI's taxonomy places the organism in Eukaryota, Metazoa, Mollusca, Gastropoda, Lottiidae. The record is from RefSeq and is a predicted model, not a curated record.
AUGGUGCAGUUAUUUUAUUAUGAAACUCGUGGCAAGUGUUGUAGGAAGGUGUUCAGUUAUGAAGGUUGUCCAACUAAAGUUUUAAUGUUUCCUUAUGAAGGUUGGGCUCAACCAGCUCUCAUCACAUACUGGUUACUCAAAACAUAUUGGUGGAGUCGCUCAAAAUGUAAAAUUGUGGAGGUUACCGGACCUAAAAAGACAAGCACCAAGGGUAAAAUGAUAGAUAAAGGUAACGGUACAAUGAUUAUAACUGGACGCUUUAAGGAUUCUUCGUCCCCGGAUUUUAGGAUGUUUCUAACGACGAAUAUAGACCCUGGAGAUUUCCAGAUGGGGUAUUGUGUAACCGGAACUCUAGAACGUGGUGAUAAACGCAAGUCCGAUCUUCAACUGACACAUUAUUCUAUGAUCAAAAGAAAAGGUUAUUAG